Molecule: messenger RNA, 1162 nt
Organism: Ricinus communis (castor bean)
Lineage: Eukaryota; Viridiplantae; Streptophyta; Magnoliopsida; Malpighiales; Euphorbiaceae
Product: protein TIFY 3B
Exons: 5
Coding region: 171-833 (220 amino acids)
Biological process (GO): regulation of defense response; response to wounding; regulation of jasmonic acid mediated signaling pathway
Cellular component (GO): nucleus
Source: RefSeq, a predicted model, not a curated record
UGCUCUACCAGCCAAGGACAAUUCAUAAACAAAACAAAAUAAAAAGGUUCCUGGUCAAGCUUCUUCUCUUUCUUUCUAUGUCCUAAAAUUCUCUCCUCUUUUUCUUUCUGUCUCUCAAGGAAGAAGAAAAACAAAGCAAUUUGUGGGUUUUUGCCUGUGAUCUGAAUCACAUGGAGGGUGAAUCUUUUUCACAAGAGGAAGUGAAAGUGAAAGCUGUUUUGGAGGAGGUGAAAAAGGGGGAAGAGGUUGUUAAUGGCGGUGAUGGCAACAUGGGAUCUUGCACGGAGACUCUUGAUCCUUGGACUAGUGCCUUAAGGCCUGCAUCAUCUGGACCAAAUGCAACCAUUUCGACCCCAAAUCAGCUUACCAUCUUCUAUGGCGGAAAUGUUCUCGUAUUUGAUGCAAUUCCUGCUGAAAAGGUUCGUGAAAUUCUGUUUAUUGCUGCUGCUGCAGCAGCUGCUGUUAAACCUGCUGACACGAAGAAGACUGCUGCCGUCUCUCCAGCUAGUAAUACACCAGUUCUUACAAGGUCUCCUUCACUGCAAAGCACUACAAGUGCUUUGCCUUCACCACAAGCCCAGCUCUAUCCUAUACAUCAAGCCUCCUCUCUUUGCAAAAUGCAAGCAGAAUUUCCAAUUGCAAGGAGAAAUUCUCUUCAGCGAUUCUUUGAGAAGCGACGAGACAGGCUGGGCAGCAAAAGUCCAUAUCCCACUCCAGCAGCAAAAAUGGCUGGAGCUAAAAAACCUGAUUUAAGCACUGAAGUCUCAAGAGAUGCAAGUAGCAUUGCGCAGGACAAAGAAAUUCAACGAGAGGUUGCUGCCAACCUUGCUUGAUUGUGCACAACAGCUUCUGAUGAAGAAUUGAAACUCUCAUAUAAGCUGAUAUUGUUAGUGUUGUAUUAAUCUAGAAAAUGGAUACUGUGUUGGACAUGAUGAUAUUUUAAGUUGCUUUUUGAUUUACUGGGGUAACUAGUCAAUUUCUCAUUGAAGCUAAUGAGAAUUUGUUCACAUGUUGCCCCAUCGGCCAAAGGCAAUUGAAAUAUCAUGGUGAACCAGUGCUUUUAGGACAGCUAUCAAUGUUAUUAAAAACUGCCAACAACAAUUGACAGACUAUGGAUGUAUUGUUGCCUGCUUGCUUGUUCUAAUGUGUAGUAUUGUGACUC